This is a messenger RNA of Miscanthus lutarioriparius, 573 nucleotides long. NCBI's taxonomy places the organism in Eukaryota, Viridiplantae, Streptophyta, Magnoliopsida, Poales, Poaceae. The record is from the annotation of a GenBank genome assembly.
AUGGCGGCGAAGCGGGAGAUCUCGAGCACCCUGAGGAACCUGAAGUUUAUGCAACGCGGCGCGGCUGCGCAGAAGGUCGAGGAGAAGGCCAAGGUGGAGGUACAGGAGGAGGUGGUGACGGCGCCGAGUGGAGGCUUCGGCUCGUUAGCGCAGAUCGUUAGGAAGUGCAUAGUUAUCAUGGAGGGUAAUCCUCACCCAGGAGCUAUAAAGGGUCGGAUGUCUUUCCAAAAUUUCAAUCCAUCUAUCGAUAAACUAAAUGAAGAGGCAAGAGGUGACCGCCAAACAGAAUCAGCUUCCCCCAGUAAUCGUGACCAAGACAGUGCAAACUCCAGCAGAGGGGAUGAAGUUCCAGCAUCGAGAUCUAGAGAUUUUGACAUUCCCAGUUCAGAAAGCAUAUCUCUGAAUGAACUGAAAAGGAAAGAGCCCGAACUCGAUAUGGAAACACUGCCAUCUUAUAAGGAACCAAAAACGAACGUUGAUGGUAGGUCAUCUUCGCAAAGCAAUGGUCGUGGAUCAAACAAGUCCAACAAGCGUGAAAAGCUCGACUUCAAUCAUCUAAGACCAAAGAAAUAA